This is a messenger RNA of Microthlaspi erraticum, 1290 nucleotides long. Lineage: Eukaryota; Viridiplantae; Streptophyta; Magnoliopsida; Brassicales; Brassicaceae. The record is from the annotation of a GenBank genome assembly.
AUGGAUAUGAUCAACGAUCUAGGAGAUGAUGUUCUUGGCCACAUAAUAUCAUUCCUUCCGGUAAGAGAAGGUGCUUUCACAUGUCUUCUCUCAAAGCGGUGGCGUUACCUGUUUGCCUUCCCGACGAAUCUCCGUUUGGAUUACGACGACGAAGUGUUUGGAGGAAGAGGAGAUGAUUUCGUCGUUUUUGCGGAUAGAGCGUUGGCUCUGUCAGGCGAUUUCCCCACGAGGGAGAUAUCGAUAAAAUGUCGAAAGAUCAUCGAUUCGGAUCAUGUCACGGGGUGGAUCGCUAAGUCGUUGAGACGUGGUCUCUUGAAACUUGACAUAGACGUAAUCGGUGGAUUUGACAAUGUAGUGCCUCUCGAGAUCUUCUUCACUUGCAAGAACUUGGUUGAGCUGAAACUAGCAAAAGCGUUUCGGGCUAUACUUCCUGGAGAUGUCUCUUUUCCAUCACUUAAGAAGCUCUAUCUCGAUUCGGUCUGUUUCAUGAAUACAGGUUUGUGUGUUUUGGGGAAGCUUCUCUCUGCUUGUCCUGUGCUUGAGGAUUUAACCGUUCUAGAGGGUAAGAGGAGAUCUCAGGGUUCAGCUAGCUGUCUCAACGUGACAUCUUCGACCCUUAAGAAACUUACUAUCAAGUGUGCUCAGGAUUCACGGGACAUGACUUUAGAUACGCCGAAUCUUGUCUACUUGGAAUACAAUGGUGAUGUUAAAAGAAACUAUCCGACUGUGAGUCUUGAGUCCCUUGUGGAAGCUAAGCUUGAUCUUAAUUUCAGUUUUGGUUAUCCAAAAAAUCUGAUGGAAGGAUUGAGAAAUGUUGAGGUCUUAGAGUUAUCAUGUGCUGGUACUUGGAAGAUAUUCAGGUAUUGCCCUGAAGCCAUACCAGUAUUCAGCAACCUGAUUCGUUUAUCUAUUAAUACUCAAGUCCCUCGCUACUAUUACGAGAAUCAUUGGGAAUAUCUGCCGAUACUUGUUAAAAAAUCUCCAAACCUAGAGACUCUCGUCAUCAAGGGUCCAUUGAACGUCGAUGAACGUGAACAACUAGGUGACCGAGAUUAUGGAUUGGCAUGUCCCGUGAAAGUAUUGAAGGUAACCGAGUAUGGAGGCAAAACUGGAGAGCUAGUGAAGAUGAGACAUUUCCUUAAGAAACUGUCAUGUCUUGAGCUUGUUGAAGUUCUUGCUUAUGCAGUGAACGACAAGGAAAAGUCUCGGAUUACCCAAGAUCUGCUAAUGGUUCCUAGACCGUCCAAUUGCAUUAUCCAGAUCAUGUUUUGUGAGAAAGCAAUACCUUAA